AGAAAGUCUCGCGUGGUUUUAGUUCUGGGAAACUGCCGGAGCCCAAAGUAAUUGAUACCAGUUCAGAGGAUUUCACAAGAAAAUAUACUCGAUCGUUGUAUGUUUUACUUGUUUGGAUGAUCGAGUCUGUUUAAGAGGCAAGUUUAAAUACUUCGUUGAGGAGAACACAAUUGUUAAGUGUUGUACUGUAGACAGAGUUCAGGCUGGGAGGUAAAGAGUAGUAAUAUCGUAGCGGGACACACAUGCAUAAUGUAAUGGCCCUUCCUCUCAGACCUUCAAACUCGGUGGAGCACUAUGGCACGCCACUGCACGAACCGGGGGGAAACUCUAGGACACGGAAAAAGUUCCCUCAUUUCAGCAGAGACGACUCGAAAGAAAACAUGGAAACGCCAGUGAAGAAAAUAAUGUUUACCCCCCGGCCAGUGACACCCAUGAUAUCACAGACGCAGGCAAAUCUUUUGUCUAACUUGGAAUACAGCAAGCUAUCUGGGAAGUCUGUCAGCCCAAACCUUGCCAUGUUGAGAAUGACUUCAGGUUCAAGUUUACAGGAAAAGCAAAGACUUCUGCAGGAGAAACACCAGAAGGCAAAAGAGACUCUGGACAAACUUGCUGUCGGAGGAGGGGUGAGCCUUUGGCCAGAGAUGAACAACAUGAGGCUGACUGCAGACGAAGGGCUGGUCCUCUUUGUGUCGUGUGUGCUGAUGACUUUUACAGUCUUCAUCAUUUUCAAAUAUCUACAUGGUCCAUUGCUGCUGAGCUUACAUCACUACACUGAUAAAGUCAGGGCCUUUUCUGGAAACCAUCCAAUCCUAAGCAGGUCCGAAUCGUCUGUCAACGAGUCUGUGAUGAGAUGGCACAAGGAUUACUGGAAACUGCUGGAUGACAUCCAGAGGCAGUUUGAAACCCAUCUCCACACAGCCCAUGCCACUUAUAUCCUGUAUUUGAUUCUGUAUGUCGUUGCUGUCGGGACGCUGCUGUACUAUCUUGCUGAUAACAUGAUUCAGAAAAGCAGGCUCACGCCACGAAGGAUAAAAAUUUGGGUUUUGCUUCUGAUUGCUACAGCAUCAUGGACUGUACUGAUGCUUCAGUUACUGGUUUAUUCCCAAAACCUGGAGCACACUAUUGAGGCUACAGUUCACAGGCUUCUAGAAGAGCUGGCUUAUCUAGCAACACUGGACUUUCAUCUCCAAACAUAUCACAAUGUUGCCACCUACUGGAGAUUUCGAUGCCUUCCACCUACCACCCGGGGAACACUGUGCAUCUUUGGAAUUGUGCAAGUGAGAGAUGUGUUCUUUUAUUUACAGUAUUACAGUGUGCCAGUGCUAACUGCACUCUGCACCCCUGUCCUGAGACUGAUGCUAGCUCUGAAAGAGAUGUAUAUUGUGCCUGAAAAAACCCAAGCAAGUUUAAAAAGGUAAUGAAGUAGCUAAACCGCUGUUUACCGUAAGAUGCGAAUGUUAAUGGAGAACAGGCAACUGAUUUCUGGAAGUGAAAUACUUUUCAUUCGUUAUCGUAACAUUUAUUUUAUUGCAGUACCAGGUCAAAUGUUUGGAAUACUAAAAGUGUUUUGAGCAGCCAUGUAAGUGUAACUGUUGCCGUCUUUUUCAAUUUAGAAAUGUUCAAUUCAGUUGUUGUACUUUUUAAACUGUCUAACUAAUAAUGUGAAUAGGCCCAUCAGUUUGUUUUUAUUGUAACCUUUGACCUGCCUUUUUGUGUGUUAUUUGAACACAGUUUGUAUUUUUCAUUCUUUGCGAGGGGAUUCGAGAGAUCCAAUCUGGUCUUUUUUUUUUUUUUAUAUACUUUAUUUUUUGGUUCACUUUUAAGGGUCUUAUUUUAGUGCUGUAUUUUAAAAUAGGUACCUAAUGAACAUUUCAAUAGGAUAUGUGUCUUAUUGCAAUUCCUGUAAAACAAGAAUCAAUGUAACUUACUGCCAUUUAAUUCAUGAUCAGCACAAAAACAAUGAAUACAAUCUGAAAUGGAUAUACAUGAUAGUGCUUCAUGUAUACUCACAUUGUUUGAAUCAAGAGUUCUGCACCAUGCACUAACAGUGCUUAUGUGCAUGUAUGGUUUUUCUACGUGGAAAAAGCUGGAUAUAACAUGAAGCUGCCGUGUAUCAUUGAAUUAAACUACUUUACUGCAGCCUGAUUACAGAGUGGUGCGGCAUUGAAGCAAACCAAAGGUGCUACUAAAUGGGGAACGGGUGAAGUUGAAUACAUCAAAUGGGUUAAUAUGGUAGCAAGGGGUUUUGGCAAAACACAGCCUUUUCACAAAAUUGAAUGCAAUGAUGACCCUACUUUUGCUACAAUUUUAGUUUUUUAAUGUUAACACCUUAACAGAAAAGUUGCCUUUUGUCGCUGUUGACAACCAUACUGACAACUGGUCCACUAAUUAUUUAAUGUUUUUAAAACCAUAAGGAAGUGUUACAGAGCAGUAGCAACUUGAAUCACUGUCCUCAGUGUUUUGUUCACAGUGAAGCAAACAAGUCAUGGAGGAAAACGGAGGAUGCAAAGAGUAUAAACAAACAUUUGCUUGAUAGCACUUUCAAUGUUUUCGUUGUCAACCAAGGAAAAAUCCGAGCUUAGUUUUUCUGUGCGAACGGGUGAUUGGUGUGGGAUGAAGAUCCAUGCUGUGUCCCACAUCCUUCACUGUGGUGCGCUCCGGGUCUGAGCUGCGCAGUUUUGUAAUCAGAGCCCUCAUCUCUGUGUUGAGAGCUCGCAGCUCCUCGUUCUGCUGCCUCGUCUCGCCUCUCUGUCUCACCGCUGCGUCUCGCUCCUCUCUUACCAAGGCCAGGUCCUCUUCAAGGUCCUUUAAUCUGCACAGGUAUUUUUAUUUGAUCUUUUUAUGUUAAAAUCCUUCGUUAAUGAAGCCAUAAAUAGUUACAGGUGUGAAGUUUUUCUGUGACUAAAUGGAUGUGGCAGGGCGAAAGGCCUAAAAUGUAAAUAGUAUGGGGGGGAGAUUUAGGUAAUUGAGUGCUAAUUGGGGAGUGGCCACAUAAUAAAUAGAGCCAUAAAUCAUUUGGUGAAGGUGUGCGAGUCUAUUUUCUGUGUUCAUCAGUGAAGGUGAAUGCCCAGCCUGACCUCAUUAUUGUUUUGUUUUAACCCUUUUAUUUUGACCCCUGUGCCUUGUUUAUUUGUUCCUGUUUUGUUUGUUAAUAAAAGUGCACACACACGCUUGAACUGCA
Messenger RNA from Acipenser ruthenus (sterlet), 3181 nucleotides. RefSeq lists its product as uncharacterized. The coding region runs from base 243 to 1418 and encodes 391 amino acids. The record is from RefSeq and is a predicted model, not a curated record. NCBI's taxonomy places the organism in Eukaryota, Metazoa, Chordata, Actinopteri, Acipenseriformes, Acipenseridae. The transcript is spliced from 9 exons.